Molecule: messenger RNA, 1790 nt
Organism: Trichobilharzia szidati
Lineage: Eukaryota; Metazoa; Platyhelminthes; Trematoda; Strigeidida; Schistosomatidae
Source: the annotation of a GenBank genome assembly
CAUAAUUUGGAGCGCAUUUUAUAUGGUGCGCUACUUAACCACAGAUAUCUGGAUUCUAAGAUUCUUGUUUAGUCUCUUUUCUCCUGAUUGUAUAUUUAACUGGAAAGAAUUAAUUUUCAUCAUCAUGGAUGAUCAACAUCAAAUGCCAUGUUGGUAUUACGAGAAAGAAGAAUUAUAUAAAACACCAUCAUAUUAUGAUAAUAUUGAUCAUGAAACAGAGACAAGACAUCGUCGUGAAGGUGCAAGAUUUCUAUCAGCUGUCAGUACAAAAUUAAAUCUACGCUAUGAUACAUGUGCUACAGCUAUUGUAUUCUUUCAUCGGUUCUAUAUGUUUCAUUCUUUCAAAGCAUUUCCACGUUAUGUAAGUAUAAAGUCUAUCUCUGUGUUUGUUUAUAUAAUUGUGUGUUUCCUAGGUGACAGCAGCUUGUUGUUUAAUGUUAGCUGGUAAAGUGGAAGAAACACCGAAAAAAGUUCGUGAUAUUGUUAAAACAGCUAGAUCAUUAUUAUCGGAUGAAGAUUUUAAACAAUUUGGAAAUGAUCCAAGGGAAGAAGUUAUGGCCUAUGAACGUGUUUUAUUAAAAACAAUAAAAUUUGAUUUACACGUCUCACAUCCAUAUUCAUACCUGUUACAGUAUGCUAAACGAAUAAAAGGUAAUCAAGAGAAAUUAAAGGAAUUAGUUCAAAUGUCAUGGUCAUUUAUUAAUGACAGUUUAGCAACAACCUUAUGCUUACAAUGGGAACCUGAAAUAGUCGCUUGUGCUGUCCUAUAUUUAGCUACACGUAUGAGUAAAUUUGUUAUAGAAGAUUGGGAAGGCCGUCAACCAGGUCAACGUUGGUGGGAAUGUUUUGUUGAAGGAAUGAGUACUGAAGUUAUGGAGGAUAUUUGUCAUAAAAUUUUGGAUUUAUACCCUGCGGAUGGAAAUACUAAUGACGAUCAAUUUGACAGUGCCAAUGUCACCGCAAACAAUGGCAGCAGUUCUACUACAUCUUCGAGUAACCUUGUCGUCGGUAGUAGUAGUAGUAGACAUCAUGAGCACGCAUCGUUUCAUAAUACUCUACACCAUGAUGUGAAUAAGUAUCAUGGAGUAAGUAGCAGUAGAAGUGUUGGUGGUGGCGCUGCUGGGAGUAGUAGUAGCAGUAGACAUCGUGGAAGUGAAGCUAUCAGAGGAGUAAGAGGUGGAGGCGGCGGUGGCGGAGAACCACCAGCAAAACGACAAGCUUUCAUGCGUUCAACAAGUGCAAGUGAUUACAUCUAUCCAACUGCUGUAUAUCCUGGUGCGUCAGCUAGUGGUACUAUCUCGUUGGGUGUAGAGAAUACAAUGCUAAAGCAUAUGUCAUAUCAUUCAUCAAUGCACUAUCGUCUACCGUCUGGAUCAAGUGUAAAUAGUAACCAUAGUAACAAUAAUUUGAAUGUAUAUAAAUAAAGAUGUAUAUACGUCCGAAUUUUACUGUACCAUUGGAAGUAUUCAAUUGCAAUUUCUAUACAUCAUUGUGGAUACCACUGUGUACAGAAAGCUGUAAAUGGAGGCUGUCUCAAUCACACACACUGCAGAGUCCUGAUAUUCGUCAGUUGACUGUCUCUCUGUCUCUCUCCGUCUCUCUGCGUAUCUCUCACUACCUACCUCUCAGGCAGAUGUUUCUUUAAUCUCUUCUUGUUUUUUCUUUCUUUGCUUUUAUAUGCAGAAUGUGUUUUAUAAUAUUUUUAUUAAUAAUUUUCUCUUACUUUUCAUGUACAUAUUUCUUUGCUUUGUGAUUUCAAGUAAUACAUGUUUUCUCGUCUCUUUUGAAUG